UUGACAGGCUAGAAUACAAUACACAAUUUUUAUUUAAAGUUACACAUUUUCUGCUUCUUCUUAAUUUCCCUUUCUGCCACAAUUCAAGGGAAUCACACUUACCGUCCCAGACCUGGAAAGUCUUUUGGUUCCCCAGGGCCACCUCAAGUAUCUGAAAUCUCUAUCUCAAAGCCAGUGUGAAGCUCCAAGUACUGGUUACCAUACACAUUCUGAGCCCUCUUGCAAGCUAGAGAUUUGAAACUGUGUUGAUGACUUUACCAUCAUGUUUUCAUAAUUCUGUAGAAAUAAGUCUAAUAUAACUUUCUUCCAAUGUCCUCUCCAAUCUCUAAACUUUCUAGUCGUUAGAGAGAAGGAACAAAUGAAAUAAAACGAGAUCAUAAAAAAUAGGAUGCAAAAGAGGGAAAUGUAAAAGAAUGUCUGCAAGCCAAACUAGGGAGCAGAGAUGUUCCAUGUUUGAGAAAGGCCUCUUGUGAGGAAUAGGGGAAUAAUCUUCUUAGUUCAAAGAUGAAGAGAAGGAGUUUGACUGGACAAUAUAGAACCAAAUGGCCACUCAUGAUACAUGAGUGUGGAUGUCAAUAUUAAAUACAUGAGUGAGAAAUCCAAUAUGAUACAAGACGGAUUGCUGCAAGAUUCAAGGAGGUAGCUCAAACAAAACAUCAAAAUGAUAGGUGGUGGAAACGUGGAAGAGGAAGUAACAAACAACACUGGUAACCCAGAAUGUGCUCUUAAAAUAUGUUUUCGAGUUAAUCAUUCAACUUUUAACUAUGAGUUCGAGCUGAAGAAACCAAAAUUACAGUUAAGACCACCCAUUCUGGAAGGCCUGAGGACCAGGGGGUGUUAUGGAACCCAUGAAGGGCAAAGUGUUUUGCUUCUGUCUGUCAUUCUUUCUCAUUUGAUGGUUCCUGAAGCAAAAUUUUUGUUUUUGUUUUUGUUGUUCAAGUAAGCAAUCUAGAAGGCUUAGAGAAAAGGUGUUGGUAAGAGUCCUAAAAGAAAGCUUUGAGGGACCCAUGAGAGGACUCCAGGGAGUGCUUYGGACUGAGGCCAACUGGAGUUGGAAAGAUCUGGGGAGGAGCAAGGCAAAGCGGAGAGCAACUGGGAGCCUACGGAGGGACUGGGUGGGGGUGGGGCGGCGAGACCCAAGAGAGACCGAGAAGGGCGAGCAAGUGGUAGAAAGCGAGUGUGAGGGACGGGAGUCUGCCCCGGGCUUUGGCGUUCUCACCAUUGUCCCAGUGGCUUUCCGCCUGUGAGCGCAUUGUGAAACAGUUCCUUCCUUUGAAGCACUGAGCCCCUCCCUUUUCGAUGGAAGAGCCGCUCAGCUUUUUCUUAGGGACCUGGGGGUGGAAAGGCUCAGCUUUGUCGCUUUCGUAACACGGACGCCUGCUUUUCCCUUCCUACUAGGAAGAGGAGGGCGGGGUGGGGAAGGAAAUCYAUUUCCUCUUUUUCUCCACGACAUAUUUUCUAUCCUCCGCGAUCGCCGCUGCCCCUGAAUAGCAAAGUGGGGUUCCUUAAUUGUUCUGCUCAUCKCGCCUACGGCCUGCAGCAGCUGCACUUAGGUGGGCGAUCCGCGGGACUUACUUUCUCGAAUGAAGAAGAGAAAACCCAAUUCCUUCCAUGGGCUCUAGGAAAUGAACCCCGUUCCAGAUCAGCUAUUAAGGAAAUGGGGACACGGGUCCCCACAAAAAGUCUUAUGUGGCGCGGGGCCGGGGAGAGGGAAGAGAGUAAAGGUCAAUGCAGACCCAUUUUACAAUCCUGAGUCUAGGAUGUGCCCCCAGACCGUUUGUACAGGGCGAAGGCAAAGCCAACACCAAACCAAGCUUUCCCUAAGAAAAGUUGGGGCAAAGAGAGCUUUGCAGCAAAGGAGCUCUUGGCAGCCCAAGAAGACGGAGAGGUGGGCAGGCUAUUCUUUCUAGAAAGGGCGGCCCAUCUUCCAGACUGGGGAAGAAAGGGCUAUGCAGGCAGGGAGGGAAACUUAGGGCCCACUCCAGAGAAGGGAAAUUUUGGUAAAGGGACCCAACUAUCCACCCCGAACCUCCCUCCUGGGAGCUGCAGCCCAGAGGGUAUACUGAGUACCCCACAAAGGAGAAGGCAGGGUGGUCCAGGAAGUCUGCGGGGAAGAGGCGUGGUGGAAGGGAGAAUUUUUUCCCCCCUGAGUGGCCCAGGCUGUACAAAGUGCUGGUCACAGUGCCGUUCUGCGUCUUCCGCCCCCUAGAUUGACGAGCCCUGGCACGAAGCCAGCGCGGAGGCUGCCCCCUCCCCCCCGGGGGCCCGCGGCGCUGAGCGCGGUUUAGCACCGACUGAGCUCAGGGGGCGGUGUCUUUGGGAUGGAAAGGCGGCCAAGAUGGAGGAGGGGCUCAUUCCAGGGCUAUAAAGGGGCGGUCCGGGCUGCACAGUUCUUGCACUCGCUGGAAGCCGCUACGAGCCAAGCGCUUAUUGCGAAGCUAGAGCGCACAGUCGGGCGGAGAGGGCAAGAGUCCUGCUCAGAGUGAGCAGUACUAGGCGGAGGACGAAGGGUAGCGCAAGGCACCGAUCCUCGAGUUGCCCCCAGCCCGGGAGGUGCCCUAGAGCGCUUCUUUUUCCCUYAGCGGCCACUCCAUAGCGCCCACCGUGCGGUGCCUCCAACUCUGCGCUGGAAGAAAACCUUCCCGCGCGCCGCCAGAAUCUCUGCGCCUUCUAGGUGACUGGGAGGUUCGGCUGUAGCCGGUUCUCCGCUAACUUUCAAAGAAUAAUAGUAAACUUUGACAAUCCGGAGAAAGCCAGCUCAGCUCCCCCUCCUUCAGAGUGCCGCGUCUCCCAGAGCUCUGAUGCAAAGAGCAGUCCCUGUGGAGUCCCGAAGCCACAGGCUGGUCGGCGAUAUGGGGAACGCUGAGCGAGCGCCACGUUCUGGGAGCUUUCAGCCUGCACCCACGCUGCUGCUGCUCGCUGCGGCUGCAGUGCUGUUUAUAGUGCCCGGCGCGCAUGGGCUCCCCGCCGAGGAAGAUGAAGAGCUGGUGCUGCCCGCCCUGGAGCGCGCCGAAGGACGGGAGACCACGCGCCUCCGCCUAGACGCGUUUGGCCAGCGGCUGCACCUGAAGCUGCAGCCCGACCGCGGCUUCUUGGCGCCAGGCUUCACACUCCAGACUGUGGGGCGCAAACCCGCGCCUGAGGCGCAGCGUCUGGACCCCGCCGGCGACCUAGCACACUGCUUCUACUCUGGCACCGUUAAUGGUGACCCCAGCUCGGCCGCAGCCCUCAGCCUCUGCGAGGGCGUGCGUGGCGCCUUCUACCUGCAAGGCGAGGAGUUCUUCAUCCAGCCGGCACCCGCAGCUGCCACUGAGCGCCUCGCCCCCGCCGCCSCCGAGGAGGAGCCGAUCAAGCGGCCUCAGUUCCAUCUCCUGCGGCGGAGGCGGAGGGGCGGUGGUGGCGCCAAGUGUGGAGUCAUGGACGAUGAGACCCUGCCCGCGAGGGGUGCAGAACAUGAGGGAGAAGACCUUGGAACGCAGUGGCCUCAGCGGGACCCGGAGCCGCAACACGUGGGACAGCCAACAGGAACUGGAAGCAUAAGAAAGAAGCGAUUUGUGUCCAGCCCCCGCUAUGUGGAAACCAUGCUUGUGGCCGACCAGUCAAUGGCAGAGUUCCACGGCAGUGACCUAAAGCAUUACCUUCUCACCUUGUUCUCCGUGGCAGCCAGGUUGUACAAAUACCCUAGCAUUCGAAAUUCCAUCAGCCUCGUGGUGGUGAAGAUUUUAGUUAUCUAUGARGAGCAGAAGGGGCCAGAAGUGACCUCCAAUGCUGCACUCACUUUGCGGAACUUCUGCAACUGGCAAAAACAACACAAUCCUCCCAGUGACCGGGAUGCAGAACAYUAUGACACAGCGAUUCUUUUUACCAGAGAGGACUUAUGUGGGACUCAGACAUGUGAUACUCUUGGAAUAGCUGAUGUUGGAACUGUGUGUGAUCCCAGCAGAAGCUGCUCGGUCAUAGAAGAUGAUGGUUUACAAGCUGCUUUCACCACAGCCCAUGAAUUAGGCCAUGUGUUGAACAUGCUUCAUGAUGAUUCGAAGCAGUGUGCCAGCCUUAACGCUGGGAACCAGGGUUCCCACAUGAUGGCCUCAAUGCUCUCCAAUUUGGAUCACAGCCAUCCUUGGUCUCCCUGCAGUGCCUACAUGAUCACAUCAUUUCUGGAUAAUGGUCAUGGGGAAUGUUUGAUGGACAAGCCCCAGAAUCCCAUACGGCUACCAUCUGAUCUCCCUGGCACCUUGUAUGAUGUAAACCGGCAGUGCCAGUUUAUGUUUGGGGAGGAGUCCAAACACUGCCCAGACCCAGCCAGCACGUGUGCCACCUUGUGGUGCAAUGUCAACUCGCCCUCUGGUGUGCUGAUGUGCCAAACCAAGCACUUCCCCUGGGCAGAUGGCACCAGCUGUGGGGAAGGGAAAUGGUGUAUCAACAGCAAGUGUGUGAACAAGACYGACAAGAAGCAUUUUGAUGCCCCUGUUCAUGGAAGCUGGGGAUCCUGGGGAUCCUGGGGAGAUUGUUCGAGAACCUGCGGUGGAGGAGUUCAGUAUACAAUAAGGGAAUGUGACAACCCAGUCCCAAAGAAUGGAGGGAAGUACUGUGAAGGCAAACGAGUGCGCUACAGGUCCUGUAACGUGGAGGACUGUCCAGACAACAAUGGAAAAACCUUUAGGGAGGAACAGUGUGAGGCACACAAUGAGUUUUCAAAAGCCUUUGGGAGCGGGCCUGUGGUGGAGUGGACCCCCAAGUAUGCUGGUGUCUCACCAAAGGACAGGUGCAAGCUCAUUUGUCAAGCCAAAGGGAUCGGCUACUUCUUUGUUUUACAGCCCAAGGUUGUAGAUGGUACUCCAUGUAGUCCAGAUUCCACUUCUGUCUGUGUGCAAGGACAGUGUGUAAAAGCUGGUUGUGAUCACAUCAUAGACUCCAAAAAGAAGUUCGACAAAUGUGGUAUUUGUGGAGGAAAUGGAUCUACAUGCAAGAAAAUAUCAGGAUCCAUUGCUAGUGCAAAACCUGGGUAUCAUGAUGUUGUCACAAUUCCAAGUGGAGCCACAAACAUUGAUGUGAAACACCGGAAUCAGAGGGGAUCCAGAAACAAUGGCAGUUUUCUUGCCAUCAAAGUUGCUGAUGGCACGUAUAUUCUGAAUGGUGACUUCACUUUGUCCACUUUAGAGCAAGAUAUUACGUACAAAGGUAUGGUCUUAUGGUAUAGUGGCUCCUCCGCAGCGCUGGAAAGAAUCCGCAGCUUUAGCCCACUCAAAGAGCCCUUAACCAUCCAGGUUCUUACUGUGGGCAAUGCUCUCCGACCCAAAAUUAAAUACACCUACUUCGUGAAGAAGAAGAAGGAAUCUUUCAAUGCUAUCCCUACUUUUUCAGAAUGGGUCAUUGGAGAGUGGGGUGAAUGCUCUAAGUCAUGUGGAUUGGGUUUGCAGAGAAGACUGGUGGAAUGUCGGGACAUUAACGGGCAGCCUGCAUCUGAGUGUGCGAAGGAGGUGAAACCAGAAAGCACCCGACCUUGUGCAGACCUGYCUUGCCCACACUGGCAGCUGGGAGAAUGGUCACCAUGUUCCAAGACUUGUGGGAAGGGUUACAAAAAGAGAACCUUGAAGUGCCUGUCCCAUGAUGGGGGAGUGUUGUCUCAUGAGAAUUGCGAUCCUUCAAAGAAACCUAAGCAUUACAUAGAUUUUUGCACGAUAGCAGAAUGCAGUUAAGCAGGGUCAGUUUUGAGGAAAAGGCAGUGUGGAAGGUCUGACGCACUGAAUAAGAAUGCUGGAGGGAUUCAGUGUAUCUUGCCAGUAGCCAGUGAGGUGUGUCAAUCAUGGGARUGUGGAGGUAAAUAGGAGUUAGAUCGUGAGAAUAUCCUGCCAGUUACAAAUCUGAUAGGCUAGUUAAUGAGGMUUAUUAACCUGUGAGCAAUGAUAUAGCAUGAAAAGCCCCAGGGCAUUAUUAUUAUUAUUUCUUUUGUUACAUCUAUCACAAAAACAAUUGUCAAAAUAAGCCAAUAUUUUUAUAUUGCAAGCCCUGCUUCCUGGUACUGAUUAAAUUCUUUGUACCAUGCAAGUUGGGAAUGAAAAGCAGAAGAAAGAUGAAAUUUUGUUUAAGACAUGGCUUACUUUACCUCACUAACAAAAGGGGAAGAAAGGAGUACAAAGAGGGUAUUUGAUCAGCACUCCUUAUGGCCGCUAUGGUAUCAGAGAAUGUUUAUGCAUCUUUUCCAUCAUGAGUGACGWGUUCAGAUUGUCCAACACGAGAGAAAGGCUCAUAGCUCCUUCUCUAAUGCCUUGUACCAUCUCAGUCUUUAUCUGUGUCGUUCACGUAAAUGCAUGUAUUUCUAAGAGUGCAUCAAGUCUACAAGGCCAAGAAAAGCAGCAGAGUACGAGGUGCUGAUAAAAACUCAAGGUGACAAGAUGAGUUUGGUACUUCUGRUCUACCUUCCUCCUUAUGUAAGCCRACUGUGGGAAUGUGGAUGUGGAAAAGUGAAUUGUGUCUUAAGAAGUCAGUGAAACCACACAGAAGGAUGUAAUGCCAGAGCAAGAAUGGAGCACAUAGAACAGUGUCCCCUGGGCUUAGGGACAUUGAGAUCACUUGUCUCAUGGUGAGGAGGCUGCUGAGGGAUAGCGGGUCCAUCCCGGCAGCUGGUCCAACAGUCGUAUCCUGGUGAAUGUCUGUUCAGCUCUUCUACAGAGAGAUAAUAUGACUUUUUCCAUAUGUAUAUAGUAAAGUGUGUUACUAUAAAUUAUAUAUGUACUUUAUAAGUAUUGGUUUGUGUGUUCCUUCUAAGAAGGGCUACAGUUUGUAAUAAAUGCCUAUAAUAACAUAUUUAUUUUUAUACAUUUAUUUCUAAUGAUAAAACUUUUAAGUUAUAUCGCUUUUGUAAAAGUGCAUAUAAAAAUAGAGUAUUUAUACAAUAUAUGUUACUAGAAAUAAUAAAAGAACACUUUUGGAUAUGUGUGUUUAUUUUCUGAAGUGGAAAAAUGACUGUUUUCUGACAUGGCAGGAGAUCUGAGGCAAACAUUGACUCUGAAGACAAUUUUUUUCUUAAAUUCUUUGGAAAUAAGAUUGAGUUCUAAUGAUAUAUUUUAUGUAUCUUUGGUUUAUGGUAGUGCUGAUAAUAAAGGAAUUUAUUGUAUCUUUAGUGAUAGAUAAAUUUGCUACUCAUGUUUCUAAUAAUAUACACCAGUGGUUGGCAAACCUCUGUAAAAUGCCGGAUAGUAAAUAUUUAUGGCUUUAUGAGCUGUACCAUCUCUGUUACAAAGCAGUGCUAUUGUAGGCAUGAAAGCA
This is a messenger RNA of Urocitellus parryii (Arctic ground squirrel), 7269 nucleotides long. It is a transcript of the gene Adamts1, whose product is annotated as ADAM metallopeptidase with thrombospondin type 1 motif 1. The record is from RefSeq and is a predicted model, not a curated record. Gene Ontology annotation, molecular function: zinc ion binding; metalloendopeptidase activity. NCBI's taxonomy places the organism in Eukaryota, Metazoa, Chordata, Mammalia, Rodentia, Sciuridae. Gene Ontology annotation, biological process: proteolysis; extracellular matrix organization. Gene Ontology annotation, cellular component: extracellular matrix.